Messenger RNA from Effrenium voratum, 1114 nucleotides. Lineage: Eukaryota; Dinophyceae; Suessiales; Symbiodiniaceae. The record is from the annotation of a GenBank genome assembly.
UGCAGUUCGAGUUUGGCGAUGAAGAACUUUGCACCGACAUCGCCGGUGCGUCGUCAUGGCUGUGAGAGGCACUUGCCCAGUUUCGCCGCCGGCCCCUUUUUCUGGCUUAUGCCGCGAACGCUGAAGACAUGGUGGCCCAUCAGCCCUCUGCAGAUCGUCUUGCUGGUGAUCAUUCUGCUCGACGGCCUGGUCUUCGCCUUCUGCGCGCUUCCCUUGGUGCAGGACUCCGUUGUGCAAAUCAUUCUGGCGGUGGUCUAUGCGCUGGUCGUUCUUGGCAUGGUGGGUGCCGGCGUGCACGUGGCGAUCACUGACCCCUCACAUCAAAAUGUGUCGUGGAAGCUCGGCAAAGGGUCCUUCGAUGAGAUCAACACGCAGCUGCCGGUAUGCUGGACCUGCCACGUGCGCCAGGAGUGGCGGACGGAGCACUGCAACACCUGCAACAGGUGCGUGGACAGAUUCGACCACCACUGCAUUUGGCUGAACAACUGUGUGGGCCAUGCGAACUACAGAAGCUUCUGGGCAGCCAUGACCCUCGCUGUUUGCAUGUUAGGAAUCUUCUUCUUCACAAACAUUGUGUUGCUCAUCCAGGAGGCGAGCGACGCAUUGGCACUCGGCGCUCCCAAGGAGGUCGUUUUGCCGGUGCUCUUGAUCACGACGGUGAUGAAUGCACCGUUUCUGCUGAUGAUCGGCACGCUGCUGGUGUUCCACAUGUGCCUGCUCCGCAAGAACCUCACGACCCUGGAGUACAUUUUGGCGCGAAUCUCAUACGAGAGGGCAGAAGAGCAAAGUCUGGAAGCGCCGGAGUUGGACGAUGGCAGGACCUUCAUCCCCUUGCCUAGGUGCGUGGAUUGGGUGGUGUUCCGUCGCCGGAAGAAGGCCGGCAAGGUGGCCCCCCAGCCUACGAAGGAGGACGCGGAGAUGGACCCGGAUGCCGUGCCGGAGGACCUCAUCAAGGAGAAGUCCUCCGCGGACGCCGAUUCAGCGAAGGAGCAUGUCUCGGACACGGGCACCGCGACGUGAAGCCACAUUUGUUUUUGCAGCGUGAAAAGGCUUGUGGGGUCAUUUGAGCUCAUAGCUGGCAUAUUUUGGGAACAUGUGUCACAACCAGGGAUCC